GUCCCCGGCGCCGGCCGUUUAAAUCGCUGUCGCGGACCUAACGCCACUGCACCAGACACAGCCACCGGCGUAGCGCGUUCGUUGCUCCCUCUCUCUCUCUCUCGAUUUCUGGCUCGCGAUCGGCACGGACCCUGUGCGCGCGAUGCUCCCGAUUUAGAUGUACGGAAAUCACGAAAACAACAAUAAUUAUUAUUAAUAAAUAAUCAUCGCGCACGACUCGACAGCAAUUAGAUUUAGGCUUACCGCACUCGACAAUACGAUAUAUAUAUAUAGUAUUAUAAAGUCGUAGGUAGGUAGGUAUAUAUCUCGUCGGACUCGCGCGCCCGCGCCGCGCACUCACCUAUAAACAGUGGCAGCGGACGAGGUAUUGAUAUUGUACGUCACGCGCGUUUAUUUUGCCGGCCCCGUCGGGGCUGACCGACACGGUGGUGCAGGUCCCGCAGAGCGUGCCGCGAUGCUGGUGACGCCGACGGACGCGGUGGAUCGACCCGACGACGAGCAGCGGAAAAUCGACGAUGGCGGUGGAGGCUGUGAAGGCGGAGAUGGCGGCGGCGGCGGUGUCGGCGGUGGUGGUGGCGGUAAGAAGCACCGCAAGCGGCGGAACCGUCGGAACCGUCAACGACAACAGGCCGAAGACGAUCGCGCGGCACUGUCUCAUACGUCUCCCGCAGGAGGCGACGACUGCGAGCAAACAACCAUUACGGCUAAGGUCAACGACGGGCCCGCCGAAGCCACCACAGGUGGUGCUGUCGCGGAGGCGGCAACACCCCUGACGGCAGCGCAGCUGAUCAAAAACGGCGGCAGUGUCGACGGCGUAACCGCCACAGAAACCACCGCCGCAGAGGACGUAAACAAUAUGGAAGUACAAAUCGACGACGAGAUCGACGAAGAAGACGGCGAACGGUACUCGUCGUAUUCGAUGUCGUCGGCGGAAGACGAAAACGGCGACGGCAGUGACGGUAGCCGUCAGGCCACUAAAGCCACGAAAGCGACGUGCGAUGAAGACGACAUAGACUGCAAUAACGACAUGUUCAAGACUCAGAACAAGGGCCACGGCGGUGCUGGGGCGGACGCGACCACCUCGCCUCCGCCGGAUGUCAUAAUGCAUCACAACAACCCCGACGCGAUCAAGCGGAAAGGUUCGCGACGGGGCCGCCGAAAACGACGACCGCCCAUCGCUGCCGCGGCCGUUACCGACCCGGACGUCCUGAUGACGCCCGCGGUCAGCACGGUGGGCGAAGAGGAAUCGCCGGCCGAGACGGACGCGACGAGUACCAUCAUCGACAGCAACACAACCGACGUGACAACCGACGGAGACGACGUGAAACGCGUCGACGACGACCACAUCAGCGCCGAAAUCGUUAGCAGCACUACUGUCGACGCCGGUACGACGGUCGUCGAAACUACCUCCACCAGAGACGACAGCGACCACCAAUCCACGACGACGACUACAUUGCAAUCACAACAGCAGCAACAGGAAACAUCAACAUUGAUCCCGGGCACCGUGACGGGGCCAAUGGUAAACAUUGCGGCCACCGUAGCAGCUGUCCAGGACGUGGAGAGUAGGUUGUUGGAAGAUUUCGAAUGGAAACUCAGUGAGGUGCACCGGCAAUGGAAACGCCGUCUGUCGGAAAACGAGCGCAAGCUGGCCGACGAGAUGGCCAAGCGGCAGCGUGAGCUGAACGACGACAUGGAACGGCGGGCGAUAGAGCUCGCGGAAGAGGUGAUGAAACGCGAGCAGAGGAUGGCCGAGGAGAUGGUGGAACACGAGCGGCACCUCAAGAGCGUGUUGGUGAAACGGGAACGGGAUCUCGAGGAGCGGACGGCCGCGGAGGUGGCCGAGCGCAAGCGAGAGUUCGAAGCGUUGGCCAAGAGCCAGCUGGACGAACGGAAGCAAACGUUGAUGGCCGAGGUGGAGGCGAAGGUGGCCAGGCGGGAGAAGGAGCUGAAGGCGGAGGCGGAUGAGGCGAUAGCGGCGGCGAAACGGGAGCGCCGGCUGGCCGCGGUGGAGGCUGCGAAGCGCGAACGGGACGCCGUGGCCGCCGCGUUGGCGGAGGCCGCGAAACGAGAGCAACAGAUUUUGGCGGACGCUGACAAGCGGGAGCGGGACCUCGCGGCCGAAGCCGAUCGCCGGCAAUGGGAGAUGGUCGAAAUGGAGGCGGCCAAGGCGGCCAAGCGGGAACGGGAGUUGCGGUUGGAAUGGGCAGCCCGGGAACGGCAGCUGGCCGCGGAGUCGGAGGAACGCGAACAGCGCGCGGUGGAGGCGGCCGAAAGGCAGGUGCGCCGUCAGUGGCGGCAGUGGGAGCGGGACGCAAAGGCCGAGAGCAGGAAAGCGAUGGAGGAGCAACAGGAGCGGGCCGAGCGUGAGCUAGCCGACGCGCGUUUGGCCUGGGAACGCGACAGAACUGACCGGAUCGCCGCACUGGAAACAAGAUGGACCGAGCGCAUGCAGGACGCUGUUCAAGCGGAACGGGCUAGGGGAGCGGCCGCAGCGGAUGAGUUGCGGCGCACCAGUCAGGACGAACAGAAGCGGGCUGUGGCCACUGCAGCUGCGGAGGCGGCCGCCGAGGCUUGUCGUAAAGCUCGGGCCGAAGCAGACACUGAGCUGGUCAAGUUGCGCCGAGCUGUAGACACGACGGCGCUGUGGUACGAGGACUUACUUGACGCGGCCCGCGCUGAACGAGACCGAUGUAUAGAAAAAGCUGACGAAGCGGAACGGAAACAUUCGGAUGCGGAACGGAAACAUUCUGAAGCGGAACGAAAAUUGUCGGAAGCGGAACGGAAAUUGACGGAUGCCGAAAGCGCCAAAACGAAAGCAGAGAAAGAGCUGGCGGAAGUGUCCCGAUGGCUGGCGGAAAUGGAGAAAAAUCUUGCCACAGCUAAGAGCGAUCUCGUCAACCUGGAGAAUCUCUUAGUACAGUCAACCAAUCGGCAGGUAGAAACUGAGAGCAGAUUGUUAUUGGCGGAACGUAAAGUGACUGAAAUGGAAAAAAUGUUGGCCGCCUCCGCGGCGGUGAAAUCAGCUAAUAACCGCCACAACGACAAUGAUGACGAGGACGAAGAUGAGCAAAAUAAUAACGAGGAUGACGAGGAUGGUGACGGAGACGUUGAAAGUGCAGCUACAGGCUGUGGUAUGGCUACAGACGAGGAUGACAUGAAUGGCGAGACUGAGCCGAAGAGCUGCUGCGCCCGGGCCGUCAAGAGACGAGUGGCACAGCUGAUUGUGUCACAUGGUCAGCGGAUGGAAGAGCAGCGUGAACGGCAUGCGCGACAGAUGCGUCGACAGCUGGAGAUGUUAAUGGACCAACGCCAACAGCAACAACAAAAGCAUGAAAAACAUCAGCAGCCCCAAAACAAACAACAGCAGGAGCAGGAGCAGCAACAACAACACCAGCUGCAGCAGAAUGGUUUGAACGAGAGUCGUCAGCGAGAAGAACGUCAGCAGCAGCAGCAUCAGCAGCAGAAACAGGAUGAGCAGAACGAGGAAUGGCAACUCCAGCAACGAAGACGUCGACCCCGUGGAGGUGGAGUCGUUGGAACCGAAAGAACGGAAACGGGUACUGACCGCAGACCGCAACAGCGUUCGUCACCGCCUCCUUGCAAUGGUGGCAGCGGAAGUAGCAGCAGCAGUCGGAACAGCCGACGCCGGAACAAGCACCGGCAACAGCAACAGCAACAGAACCCGAACCCGAACCCGAAUCAACGGGGACCUCCGCCACCACCCAGACCGUCCGGGAGACCAACCGCAUGACAAACAACGAACGCCACUGAAUUUUUAUUAUUUUUACUCAUAUGAUAACUGUUUCUAUUGCGUGGCAUGAGCCCACUUUUGUUUAUAAUUAUUUAUUUACGGCUGUAUUUAUUUAUAUUUAUUUAUUUGGGGUUUUUUUUUAUGACGCGCGUGUUUCAAAAAUACUUAUUUACUAUUACUACUAUUCUCAUUAUAUCAUAUCAAAUUUAUUAUAUUAUAAUAUGUAUAUCGUGGCCGCUGUCCAACUUGUGUAAACCGGCCACGAUUGCGUCCCUCAGAGAUGACGAGUUUCUCAACAAUCACUUUCCCACCACCUUCCCUUUUCAUAAUAAAGAACUUUACGCACAUCGAAUACGAUUGAA
Molecule: messenger RNA, 4113 nt
Organism: Rhopalosiphum maidis (corn leaf aphid)
Lineage: Eukaryota; Metazoa; Arthropoda; Insecta; Hemiptera; Aphididae
Product: trichohyalin-like
Exons: 6
Coding region: 455-3751 (1098 amino acids)
Source: RefSeq, a predicted model, not a curated record